GAUCCCAAUCACGUGACCCCUCCCAGAUGAAGCUUGGCGGAACUGUAGUUUAGUCCUGCAGAUUUUAGUAAUAUAAACAAAGUAGUUGAUCGUUUAGUUUAGUAAGUAAGUCUUAAAUAUUUCCUUUGAUAAAUCUCUCUUAAGAUCGUAGCCAUGGCGCUCAGCGAUGCCGCCGUACAGAAACAGAUCAAACACAUGAUGGCCUUUAUUGAGCAGGAAGCCAAUGAGAAGGCAGAAGAAAUAGAUGCAAAGGCAGAAGAAGAGUUUAAUAUCGAAAAAGGACGACUGGUACAGACUCAGAGGUUGAAGAUAAUGGAGUACUAUGAGAAAAAAGAGAAACAGAUUGAACAGCAGAAGAAAAUUCAGAUGUCAAAUUUGAUGAACCAGGCCAGACUGAAGGUACUCAAAGCGCGUGAUGACAUGAUUAAGGAUCUCCUUAAUGAAGCACAACAACGGCUGGCCAACAUUGCCAAAAACCCAAAUGAGUACCCAGCACUGCUGGAGGGGCUGGUGUUACAGGGAUUUUACCAGCUGUUGGAGCCCAAGGUUAUAGUUCGGUGCAGAAAGGAAGAUGUAGCGAUGGUGCAGGCUGCUGUUAAGAAAAACAUCCCCAUCUACAAAGACACAGUAAAGAGUAAUAUUGAAGUGCGCAUCGACGAAAACAACUUCCUGUCCCCUAACAUCUCAGGAGGUGUUGAGGUCUAUAACGCUGAUGGCAAAAUCAAGGUGUCCAACACACUGGAGAGCAGACUGGACCUUCUAGCGCAGCAGAUGAUGCCUGAGAUCAGAGUGCAACUGUUUGGUGCCAACCAAAACCGCAAGUUUAUGGACUAAUGCUCUGGUACUAAAUGUGCUUUAGUGGUUUUUCGGAGAAUGGUGAAAUUCAAGAGCCCUGAUAAAGUGACAAAAAUGUUUGAUGGGACGUUAUUUUUUUUUUUUUUUAAGGUCAGUUUCUGUUGCAAGUCAGGAAAUUCAACUGAUCAUGUUUCAGUAAUAAUUUGCUUUCUCUUUUUCUUUUGUGUGUUUUUCUUAAAAAAAAAAAAAACAA
Carassius gibelio (silver crucian carp) is the source of this 1048-nucleotide messenger RNA. RefSeq names its product V-type proton ATPase subunit E 1. The transcript has 9 exons. Gene Ontology annotation, molecular function: proton-transporting ATPase activity, rotational mechanism. Lineage: Eukaryota; Metazoa; Chordata; Actinopteri; Cypriniformes; Cyprinidae. Bases 154 to 834 code for a protein of 226 amino acids. Gene Ontology annotation, cellular component: proton-transporting two-sector ATPase complex, catalytic domain. Gene Ontology annotation, biological process: proton transmembrane transport. The record is from RefSeq and is a predicted model, not a curated record.